CUCCGCAAGUGUUGACAGGCUCUGGCAGACGACUGCGACUGAAUUGUUGUUAUUUACAAUUUUACCUCGUAAUGUCCCCCAAGUUCUUCACCAAGUUGGAAAUGUAGACAUGGCAGCAGCAUCGUUACUACAGCAUCAUCAAUGUGGAUAAACCUGAUUAUGCUUAGAUGCAUAGACGAUGAUUUAUGCAUCUGAAGAGUUGCCAAGGGAAACCUUGCACUGAUGAAUAAAUACGAGGUGCUUGGAAUCGUAGGCGAAGGUGCCUACGGAGUCGUGCUCAAAUGCAGGCACAAGGAAAACAAUGAAAUUGUUGCUAUUAAGAAGUUCAAAGACAGUGAAGACAAUGAAGAUGUGAGAAGAACCACAUUGCGAGAACUCAAAGUUCUCCGGCAGCUCAAACAGGAAAACAUUGUAGAACUCAAGGAAGCCUUCAGAAGGAGAGGGAAGUUGUAUCUCGUCUUUGAAUAUGUUGAGAGGAAUAUGCUUGAGCUGCUGGAGGAGCUACCCAAUGGAGUACCACCAGAGAAAGUCAGGAGUUAUGUUUAUCAGUUGCUGAAGGCAAUCCAUUGGUGUCAUCAGAAUGACAUCAUCCAUAGAGAUAUCAAGCCGGAAAAUUUGCUGAUCAGUGAAAAUGACAUUUUGAAGCUCUGUGAUUUUGGUUUUGCUCGUAACUUGGGUGGUAAUGGUACGGGGAACUACACAGACUAUGUAGCUACACGCUGGUAUCGCUCACCAGAGCUACUCCUUGGUGCUCCAUAUGGCAAGGCAGUAGACAUCUGGUCUAUAGGAUGUAUCUUAGGGGAGCUGAGUGAUGGACAACCACUAUUCCCCGGUGAGAGUGAAAUAGAUCAACUCUACAUUAUACAGAAGGUUAUAGGAGCUCUACCCAACUACCAGAUGGUACUGUUUGAAAAGAACCCAAGAUUCUCCGGCCUAAGAUUUCCAUCAGUUUCUGAACCUCAGACAUUGGAGAGAAAGUAUUCAGGAGUUGUUAACAGUGUCAGCAUAGAUUUUAUGAAGAAUGUGCUUCGCUUAGAGCCAUCAGAUCGAUUCACUAUUGAGCAGUGUUUGGAGCAUAGAGCAUUCCAUACUGAAAGGUUACUCCAUCGAGAUCUCCCAAGACCCAAGUCUGCCUAUUCAUCCAGACAAUUUGAGAAGAUUCCAUCCAAAAAUGGUCCCAAGCUUGGAUUUGUCAAGGAGCCUAAAGAGGAAGUUCUAUCAGGAGUAAAUCCAAAUAAAAAUACUGUCGGAACAUCUCAGGAUGAUUAUUCCUACAACCAGAAGCCAUCCCAAGAAGACGCAACAGCAAGCAACAGCAUUCAGAUCCCAGCCGCCCAUCUGAAGUUCCUCAAAUCCAGCAAGAAAAAACAACAGCAACUCCAGGCUGAGACGAACAGCAACGUGGAGACUUGGAGAAGCCAACAGAAGGUUGUGCAAUCCAAGUCCCCUCCCAUCCACUGGGACAAACCAGGGGAGGCCAGCCACCCCACGGAGCCCACGAGGUACUCCACGGAGGAGCCUCACGCAGAGCCUCACGUUGAAACUCAAAUGGAGAGGAUAGCCAGAGGAGAGAGAACUCAUGAGACUCGGAACGAGAAACCCCAUGAGCGGACAUCCUACAGCCUCGCCAAAUCUGCACACAGCAAGGGACCAUCGGAAUCAUUCGCAAAGCACCUCGGGAAAUACGCAAACACGAAGGUGACCUCAAAGUACCAUGGUUAUACGGAUACAAACAAUGUGGAUAGCAGAUCACACGAGGGCGCCCUCUCCCCGAGGGAUGAUGAAGUCCGCAAGGUAGCAUCUGAGGAUCUUAAAAACAACAGACUGAGAGAAGAUGCUACCGAUAAAGAAAACGCCAUACCGAACCCCAUGGGAUCCAACAUACCUCCGUCGAAGUACUUCAAAAACCACGACAAGAAAAAUAACACCGCAGCGGCAAAGUCCGCAUCCAAAGACUCCCUACCCGGCACAGUCAGUGAAAACAUUCAGCGGUAUUUUGAAAGUGAACCCACUCAAUCGGACAGCAACAGCUUUGUGUUAUUUAGUGACCCGCGUCAACCGGCUGUUGAGCCUAAGCAAUCCUCUACAAACUUCCUUGAUGGCAAGAUAAGGGGGCUUGAGGGUAGUGGUUCGAAUCCAAGUCAGACCAACAACCUGGAUCAAAGCUCUAAUCUCGUCGAGCGAGAACUUCCUCUUAUUCCCGUUGCAAGUAAACUGAAGCUUUCUUUUGACGGGAAUAGACAUCCUUUGUCAAAUACGUCAGAAACUCCAAGGUAUCUUGCUCCAAACACGGAUUCUUGCCAGGACAGCAUCCAUGGAGGGAACCGGUCUAAGGAAGGAUCCUUGAAUGGCUCACCCAACAUCUCCCCUAAGGUUUCCCCAAGGGAACAGCUUGAGGGGAGUCUGGGUACCAACAAGUCUGUGGAUCAUAAAGACACUGGCAGUCAGGAAGCCAGUGAGUCUGUGACGAGACCAAACCCACAGCCCACUGAAAAGAAAAGCAUUCUUAAGGGUGUUUCAAGCAGCCAGAAUACUUCAACUGAGCCAGACGUCCAACGGAAGCCAAAGUCUGGCAAGAAGAAGUAUGAGGGCUCAGUUGCUUACAAGGGACGCAUUAUACAGACACCGAAACCUGACGAGCAGGAGAUCAGAGAAAACCAGUCAUUCAAAUUGAGAGACCAUCAACAAAAACAAGAACAGCAGCAGCAGCAGCAAGACAGACAACUACAGCAGGCAACAUACGCAGAGAAAGCAAGCCUCAGCAUAGGGCAUCAAGGAGGGGUUUCCACAUGGCCACGUAGUAAAAGCAGAAGCCAUCAGUUUGGUGAUCAAAAUCCCUUCAUUGAAACAUCAUAUCUGUCAACCAAUAGUUCCAGUGGCCUCUCAGAUAGGCAGAGUACCAAGCCAUCCAGAGAUUCCUACAUUGAGAAUAAACACAACAAUAACACUGCGGACAGCAAUAACUCAUGGAAAUCAUCUAAAGAAAUUAGCGACAGUCAAUGGAGAGAGGUACAGUCCAGCAAAAGAAAGAAGAAGAAGAAAAGUCAAUCGUUAUUCAUCCAUGGGGAAGUUUCCAAUACUGAGCGUCUUGCAAUGCAGCGGAAUGUCUAUGGCAGUCGAGAGCAGUCUAAGCCAAUCAGGAAGAUCAACCAAACGCCAACAGCUGAAAAGAAUCUUCUCAGUGGAGCUUUACACCACUCCAGAGAGCCGCGCCUUCAACCUCUCCAGAAACAACUCCCCUCCCUCCAGACAUCCGUCUCGUCGAACGCCUCCCUUAUGCGUAAAACCUCCCACGAGGCGGACCUCGGUGAUCGACGCCUGACUCACCUCCACCAUCACCACACUCACCACAAGCAUUCCAAGUCCGAUCCCGAUAACUUGGUUGACACCACUCAUCACUCUAGCUGGUCUCACGGUAUGCACUCGGCAAUAGAAGGGGGUAAUUCCUCGGAUGGGAAUAGUAGCGGGAUGGCACACAGCAUCCUGCAGCCGGUCAAAAGUGCCAGGGGUGGUCGGCUUCCGAGCCUUCCUGAUUUCAGGGAAGCAACUCUGUGAGUUGCCAUUGAUGUGUAGCUGGGCCCAAUUUCAUAAAGCCUGUAAGUACAAAAACUCACUAAGCACUGGAAAGUGUUGCUCAAUAAGAACAGGUAGCCAGCCAAAAUUAAGAUAAGUUUACAUUGUAACUGGUGCCACACUCAGUUUUUGUAUAGCAAAGAAAUUUUUUAGGCGGUAUUUCGUGCUAAACAGCGUUAUGAAAUUUGCCCAUGGCCAUUGACAAAACUACUAAGCAACCAGUUGGAUUGCUGAAAACAAUUUCAGAACAGACACACAGUCUAUGUAGUAGCUUUAAGCUGUUCACUCAAUUCCAUUGACCUGCUAAGCAGGAAAAUUGGUCACUCUGUGAGUUGUCGUUGAAGUGUAACUGGCCAUUGACAAAACUCUUAAGCAACCAUUUGGAUCACUCAAAACAAUUUCAGAACAGACAUCCAGUCUACGUAAAAUCUUUUUAGCUGUUCGAUCAAUUCAAUUGACCUGCUAAGCAGGGAAAUUGCUCAGGAAAACAUUUGUUUUCUUGUACUGACAGCGAUGUUAAACAGGAAUCUGUUUUGUAUUUGGAGCUGUUUAAUUACCAGUGGGGGCAUUUCUAAGAUGAGGUCAUUUUUAUGAACUCUAAACAAAUGUCCUUAUAAACUGGGCCAAAUUUCAUAGAGCUGCUUUAGCACAAAAAGAUGCUUAAAG
Messenger RNA from Asterias rubens (European starfish), 4239 nucleotides. Its product is annotated as cyclin-dependent kinase-like 5. Gene Ontology annotation, molecular function: protein kinase activity; ATP binding. Gene Ontology annotation, biological process: protein phosphorylation; positive regulation of axon extension; regulation of dendrite development. Gene Ontology annotation, cellular component: nucleus; dendrite cytoplasm. The record is from RefSeq and is a predicted model, not a curated record. The transcript is spliced from 20 exons. Lineage: Eukaryota; Metazoa; Echinodermata; Asteroidea; Forcipulatida; Asteriidae. The coding region runs from base 223 to 3555 and encodes 1110 amino acids.